Messenger RNA from Nothobranchius furzeri (turquoise killifish), 1898 nucleotides. It is a transcript of the gene agbl4, whose product is annotated as AGBL carboxypeptidase 4. The record is from RefSeq and is a predicted model, not a curated record. Gene Ontology annotation, biological process: protein side chain deglutamylation; proteolysis. Gene Ontology annotation, molecular function: metallocarboxypeptidase activity; zinc ion binding. NCBI's taxonomy places the organism in Eukaryota, Metazoa, Chordata, Actinopteri, Cyprinodontiformes, Nothobranchiidae.
UCGUUGCUCUGCAGACGGAAGAAAGGGCACGUUGCAUCGUUCUCUGACAAAUAAAUAGAGCCUUAUUUUCCUUCCUUUAGCUCGCAGCGCGUCUUUAUUUUGACGCUGACGUUGGGUGUGCUAACCGCCUAGCUAGCAGGAAGUGAAACUGGAGAGGAGGAUGCUUUAGUGGGGAACAUCAACAAGCUGAUGGUGACCCCACCAGGAUACGCCGGGAUCCCACGAAAAGGACAUCUGGUUUUUGAUGCUUGCUUUGAGAGUGGGAACCUGGGCCAUGUUGACUACAUCAGCGAUUUUGAGUUUGACCUCUUCAUCCGACCGGACACCUGCAAUCCUCGCUUCCGCCUCUGGUUUAACUUCACUGUAGAGAACGUCCGGGAGACACAGAGGGUCGUUUUCAACUUUGUGAACUUUUCGAAGACCAAGAGCCUGUAUAGAGAUGGCAUGUCUCCUGUAGUAAAGUCAACCAGCAGACCAAAAUGGCAGAGGCUUCCCCCCAAAAACGUUUACUACUACCGAUGUCCUGACCACAGGCGCAACUAUGUCAUGUCCUUUGCCUUUUGUUUUGACCGAGAGAACGACGUAUACCAGUUCGCCUACUGCUACCCCUACACCUACACCAGACUGCAGCACUACCUGGCCAGCUUGGAGCGCAGAAACCUUCCUUACCUGCAGAGAGAACAGCUUGGUCUCAGUGUGCAACAAAGACGUCUAGACCUGUUAACCAUCACCAACCCCGAAAACGUGAGUCCAGAGAAGGAGAAGAAGCUGGUUUUUCUCACUGCUCGUGUUCACCCCGGAGAGUCCCCCGCCUCCUUUGUUUGUCAAGGGGUCAUUGACUUCCUGGUGGGCCAGCAUCCAGUAGCUCAGAUCCUGCGUGAUCAUGUGAUCUUCAAGAUUGUCCCCAUGCUGAAUCCUGAUGGAGUCUACCUGGGCAACUACAGGUGUUCUCUGAUGGGCUUCGACCUGAAUCGCCACUGGCAGGAUCCCUCUCCCUGGGCACACCCCACACUGCACGCUGUUAAACAGCUCAUAGUACAGAUGAACCAAGACCCGAUGGUCAGUUUGGAGUUCUACAUUGAUGUCCACGCCCACUCCACCAUGUUAAAUGGCUUUAUGUAUGGAAAUGUGUUUGAGGACAAGGAGCGCGUCCAGAGACAGGCUGUCUUUCCACGACUGCUGUGCCAAAAUGCUCCAGACUUCUCUUUUUCAAACACAUCCUUUAACCGUGAUGUGGUGAAAGCCGGUACCGGUAGACGAUUCCUUGGUGGUCUCCUUGACGACACUUCCUACUGCUACACCCUGGAGGUGUCCUUCUACAGCUACAUGACAGCUGGCAGCACCGCCCCUGUGCCGUAUUCUGAGGAGGCUUACAUGAAGCUGGGCAGGAAUGUGGCUCGAACCUUCCAGGAUUACUACAAACUCAACAUCAUCAAAGACAACAUACCAAACCAGAUUCAAAGCCCCGAUGUGGAUUUACAGACGGGCAACAGUUAUGCUGGAAAGGGCGUUGGUGUUGGAAAGAACACAUCAGACAGAGAAAAGGAGAGGAACCAGAGUGUCAGACACUAGACAAUCUGGCGAACACAGACAAAAUGCAGAGCAUCAUUUGCAGGAACAUCCCUCACAGUUCAAUGUGUUUAUAAGCGCUACAUCAAGCCUAUCUAAAAAGAUGUAUAUUUGUCCAGAUUUAUAACAGUGGGAGGUGCAGGAUCUAAAUCAGAAUGGGUUUUGUCCUAAAUUGUUAAAAAAUAUGUAUUUAAUGCUGCUGAAAACUGGAUUAAAUUCAUCUGGCAGCUUCAUUGAUGUAGAUAAAUGCUUGCAUUGUAAAUGGUCUAUUUUGCAACUUCACAAAGUGUUAUUGUCUUUGAUGAACCAUUAAACAGUUAGCCACUAAA